Messenger RNA from Cinara cedri, 327 nucleotides. The record is from the annotation of a GenBank genome assembly. NCBI's taxonomy places the organism in Eukaryota, Metazoa, Arthropoda, Insecta, Hemiptera, Aphididae.
AUGGGCAUCACAUUCGUGUUCGAAAUGAUCUCGUGGGCUGUGACGGACGCGGUAAACUCGCUCCGUGGCGUGUUUGUGUUCUUCAUAUUCUGCUGGAAACGAUCUGUGCUCAAUUUGUUGCUGGACCGGACGCCUAAAUCGACGCGACAUUUUAGCGGUAGUGGGACCACUGCAAGUAUGAGAACACUCGGGUCGAUGGUGUCCACGCAUAUCGUCUUAGGUGGCAGUGGCAGCGGUGGCGACAGCAGCACUACUUCAUUUCAGCUUUCGCAAUUCGGCAGUAACACAUCGAUGGUCACAUUAGGAAAAUUGUCAUCACCACGUUAG